AUGGCUACCCAUGACGGGAGGGUGAGCUCCGGAUCCCAGAGACCCUGCCAGGGGCCAAAGGGGAGCAGGGCCUGCCUAGGUUCCCUGGACAGCCUGGAGUGGAAGGAGAUCCAGGAGCAGACACCAGGCCACCUGGCUAUGUUGAGGAAGGCACAGGAGUUCUUCCAGACCUGCGACGCCGAGGGCAAGGGCUUCAUUGCCAGGAGGGAUCUGCAGAGGCUCCAUAAGGAGUUGCCCCUCAGCCUGGAGGAACUGGAGGAUGUGUUUGAUGCCCUGGAUGCUGAUGGCAAUGGCUUUCUGACCCCAGAGGAGUUCACUUCUGGAUUUAGUCACUUCUUCUACAGCCAGAAUAACCCAUGUCAGGAAGAUGCAGGCGAACCAGUAGCCCAGCUCCAAGGAGAGAAAGUGUAUCAGUCCAGAGGGGAGGAAUAUCUGGGAGACAUGGACGAAGAUGAGGAAGCCCAGUUCCAGAUGCUGAUGGACAACCUUGGAGCCCAAAAGGUUUUAGAAGAUGAAAGCGAUGUCAGGCAACUCUGGCUGCAGCUGAAGAAGGAUGAACCUCACUUACUGUCCAACUUCGAGGAUUUCCUGACCAGAAUCUUCUCCCUGCUCCAAGAAGCCCAUGAGGAGAAGAACGAACUGGAGUGUGCCCUAAAAAAGAAAAUUGCUGCUUAUGAUGAAGAAAUCCAGCAUCUCUAUGAGGAGAUGGAACAACAGAUCAAAAGCGAGAAGGAGCAGUUUCUCCUGAAAGACACGGAGAGGUUUCAGGCCCUCAGUCAGGAGCUGGAACAGAAACUGUUAUCUAAGGAGCAGGAACUGGAGCAGCUCAUCCAGAAGCAAAAGAGGCUGGAAGGCCAGUGCACAGCCCUGCAUAACGACAAGCAUGAAACCAAGGCUGAGAACACCAAGCUGAAGCUCACGAACCAGGAACUGGCCCGGGAGCUGGAGCGGACCACCCAGGAGCUCCAGGACGCUCAGGGGCAGCUGGAAAGCCUGCAGCAAGAGGCCCACAAACUCCACCAGGAGAAGGAGAGGGAAGUGUACCGUGUGACCGAGAGCCUGCAGCGGGAGAAGUCUGGGCUCCUGAAGCAGCUGGACUUCCUAAGGGAAAGGAACAAGCACCUUCGGGAUGAGCGGGACAUAUGUUUUCAGCAAGACAAGGCCUCCAGGGCAAACACAGAUGCUUCCAAAGCAAACUGCAAACGGAGAUCCGGCUCUGUGAUAGGCAAAUACAUGGAUGGCAGAGGGAUUCUCAGAAGUACCCAGUCAGAGGAAGAGGAAGAUAUCUUUGGCAGACCAAGGAGGAGAAGCUCCCUGGGCCUGAGUGCAUAUCCCCUUACAGAGGAAGAGCAAGGGGCUGGGGGUCCACACCCCCGGGCACUCCGCAGAAUCAUCUCCAUUGAGGAAGAUCCUCUGCCCCAGCUCCUGGAUAGUGGCUUUGAGCAGCCACUGAACAGAUGCCCAGAAGAGGAGGAGGUCUCCAGCCAAGGGAUGGAAGGACAAAUCCAGCAGGCCCCACCCUCAAGACUCACCCCUGUGUCUCCCCGAGGGCAGCCUGUUGGAAAAGAAGCCCUAUUGAAGGAGGAGCGCCCUCCCGCCGCCCUGGACCGCCUCUUCAAGAUUGUGUUUGUGGGCAACUCCGCAGUGGGGAAGACGUCCUUCCUGAGGAGGUUCUGCGAGGACCGCUUCUCCCCAGGCCCGGCAGCCACUGUGGGCAUCGAUUACCGUGUGAAGACAGUGAACGUGGACGACUGUCGGGUGGCCCUGCAGCUGUGGGACACAGCUGGGCAGGAGAGGUACCGCUGCAUCACGCAGCAGUUCUUCAGAAAGGCCGAUGGUGUCAUCGUCAUGUACGACCUCACAGCCAGGCAGUCGUUCCUGUCGGUCCGGCAGUGGCUGAGCAGCGUGGAGAAUGCUGUGGGAGACCAAGUUCCUGUUCUUCUGCUGGGCAAUAAACUUGACAACGAGAAGGAGCGGGAAGUCCCCCGGGGCCUUGGAGAGCAGCUUGCUAAGGAGAACAAUCUGAUCUUCUACGAAUGCAGUGCCCAUUCUGGUCACAACACUAAAGAGUCCGUGCUCCAUCUCGCCAGGUUCCUCAAGGAGCAAGAAGACACAACAAGGAAGGACACCGUUCAGGUUGGCCGCGCUGCCAAGAAGAAAUCCUGCUGUGGCUGA
Messenger RNA from Cynocephalus volans (Philippine flying lemur), 2175 nucleotides. RefSeq names its product calcium release activated channel regulator 2A (gene CRACR2A). The transcript is spliced from 17 exons. NCBI's taxonomy places the organism in Eukaryota, Metazoa, Chordata, Mammalia, Dermoptera, Cynocephalidae. Gene Ontology annotation, biological process: vesicle-mediated transport. The record is from RefSeq and is a predicted model, not a curated record. Gene Ontology annotation, molecular function: calcium ion binding; GTPase activity; GTP binding. The coding region runs from base 1 to 2175 and encodes 724 amino acids.